Candida dubliniensis CD36 is the source of this 2154-nucleotide messenger RNA. It is a transcript of the gene OPT8, whose product is annotated as Opt8p. Gene Ontology annotation, cellular component: fungal-type vacuole membrane. NCBI's taxonomy places the organism in Eukaryota, Fungi, Ascomycota, Pichiomycetes, Serinales, Debaryomycetaceae. The record is from RefSeq and is a predicted model, not a curated record. Bases 1 to 2154 code for a protein of 717 amino acids. The transcript has a single exon. Gene Ontology annotation, molecular function: oligopeptide transmembrane transporter activity.
AUGAUGUCACUAGAAACAAUAUCGAAUAAUGAAGGAAUACGGCAGGGAUCAACUAAUGAAAGCCCUCACACUCAUACAUAUCUAGAUCAAUUAGACAUCCCGCAAAUAACGUUGAGAUCCACUAUAGUUGGAUUACUAAUAGGUUCAUUGAUCCUUAUAUCGAAUUUCCAAUUUGGAUUACAAACUGGAUGGGUUUCAAUGAUGUCCUUACCAGCUGCCUUACUAGCGUUUUCAAUUUUCAAGUUGUUGCCAAUAUCCAUUGCUAAGAAUUUCACCGAUGUGGAAAAUGUAUUUGUCCAGAGUAUUGCUGUUGCAGUAGGAACAGGUCCCUUAUGUUACGGGUUUAUUGGUAUAAUCCCCGCAAUGGAAAAGUUUAUGACUAAUGAAGAAAGUGGGUUGGGCAGACCUUUGAAUUUUGGGUUGGGUCAGUUAAUGAUCUGGUCGUUGGGACUCGGAUUAUUCGGGGUAUUUUUUGCCAUACCGUUGCGGAAGCAAGUUAUCGUAAAGGAAAAAUUACCUUUUCCAUCUGGUAGUGCUACUGCAACUUUGAUUUCAGUUUUACAUGGAAGUGAUAUAUAUCAAGAUAAAGAGGUGAGCGAUGAAAAGAUACUUAUCGAUGAAGAAGAAGAAGAAGGGGAAAAUGGACUGGAGAAUUUAACCCAACAAUCAUCAAAAUCACGACUAAUAACUGCAACUACUACCAGCAUUCAAGAUGAUUAUGAUUCCAAUAUGAGAUCAUUAAUAAUCACAUUUAUAAUAUCAGCAGCAUACACCAUACUUUCAUUUUUCAUUCCUAUUUUGAAAAAGAUUCCUAUAUUCGGUACUUACCUAUCAUCUCACUAUCUAUGGAAUUUUCAGCCAUCUCCAGCAUACAUAGGUCAAGGUAUCAUUAUGGGGUUACCAACAGUCUCGUAUAUGUUAUUUGGUGCCAUCUUAGGUUGGGGUGUAUUAGCUCCAUUGGCAAAACAUAUGGAAUGGGCACCUGGAAGAAUUGACGAUUGGAUAAAUGGGGGACAAGGCUGGAUCUUAUGGAUUAGUUUAACGGUGAUGAUUAGUGAUUCCUUGGUGUCUUUUAUUGUAGUGAGCAUAAAAUCAAUUAAUAAUGCUUUAGAAAGUUUUAAACAAAGAAGAGAUUUAGAUCAAUAUCUUGAAUUACAACAGAACCAACAAAAUGAGUACUUAUUACUGGAUCAAGAGGAAACUAGAUCGCUGACCUCGUCCAAUGAAAAUCCCGAAAAUAGUACCUAUGAUGGCAAGAAGAAUAAAGAAGAUAGCAAAUAUACAAUGGAAGUUCCUGAAAGACAUUUAAUUUCAACUAAAUCGACAGUAAUAGGAAUUGCUGUAUCUACAUUGCUUUGCAUUAUUUCUUUGAAACUAGUGUUUGGAAAUACAGUUCCCAUAUAUGCAUCAUUAGCAGCAAUUAUAUUGGCAAUGUUCUUCUCAAUAUUAGGGGUAAGAGCAUUAGGAGAGACUGAUUUAAACCCCGUGAGUGGGAUUGGGAAAUUAUCACAAUUGAUUUUUGCAUUGAUAAUUUCAAAUGACCAUCCAGCGAAAAUUUUGAUUAAUUUAGUUGCUGGUGGAGUUGCUGAAGCAGGAGCUCAACAAGCAGGAGAUCUCAUGCAAGAUUUGAAAACAGGUCAUUUAAUUGGUGCAUCACCAAAAUCUCAAUUUAUUGCUCAGAUAUUGGGCACUUUAUAUUCCGUUGGAUUGAGCUCAAUCAUGUACAAAGUGUACAAUAGUGUGUACCAGAUACCGAGCGAGAUGUUUAGAAUUCCAACUGCAGUGGUUUGGAUCGAUUGCUCAAGGUUAGUUACUGGUCAAGGAUUGCCUCCUCACAUCCGUGAAUUUGCAUUGGUUUUAGGGGUUAUUUUCGGUCUUAUAUCGUUAUUGAAAAAUACUGUUUCUCCCACUUCACUGUAUCAUAAAUAUUUGGUUUAUUUGCCAAGUGGAGUAGCCGUUGGUGUAGGUAUUUACAACACCCCAAAUUUCACUUUGGCAAGGUUUAUUGGCGGGUUGAUCUGUUACAAUUGGCAGAAGAUUGGUCCUAAUGGUAAAAUUGGUAUGAUUAUAUUCAGUAGUGGGUUGGUACUAGGUGAGGGACUUUUUAGUGGCUUCACUAUGCUUUUAACUAGUUUGGGUGUUAAGCACUGGUAA